UGCUGCUCGUGGCAACGGCGAAGCAGCCAUAUUGGAAUACAUGGUCGACCAAGGGAAGGGGUUUGGUUUUACCUCCUGUUAUCUGUGCUUGAUCGCAACUUACCACACAGAGAAGUAUUAGAAUGACUGGAACUCUGGCUCAGGCUCGUGUACAGCUUCAAAAUGCUGAAAGUUCUAUCCUUUUUAUGCAGCAAGAACACGCAAAAACAUUACAAGGGCUGUACGCCGAGAUCAAUAAACUUCAGAAGAAAUGCGGAGAACUGACUUUCAAACUGGCAAUGAAUGCGACGAGUUCUAGUGGAGAUGAAGCUCAAGUGAAGCAGUCAUUAGAUGAGUCACAAAAAAUACUGACUGAGUUAAAAACUGAGAACAUUGAACUCAAACAUAUCAUUGAUGUGAAGAAUAAGAGAAUUAUUGUUCUUGAAGGUCAGCUCAAAACAUUGGAUCAAAAGUAUGUCAAAGAUGUAUCAGAAAAGGAAGCCAAUUUGGCUGCAGUAGUAAGAGAACUUGAAAAGAAGUCAGACACUGUAGCAUAUCUUACUUCCCAACUACACAAUAGUAAAAUAAAGCAGUCUGGAAGACAUCAUCAGAGUAAGCCUUCAAGUGGUAAAAGAAUCGCAGAAGCCUCUCUUGAAUCACAUGAAGCACAACUGGAAAGCACAACUGCUGGUGCAAAUGUCUCAUCAAACACAAAUAUGUCAGAUGCUGUGUCUUCCAGAACACCUGUGCCACCAAGAGAGGGAACUCCUUCGAAUGUACAGCGACGUUAUCGACGAUCAACAACAUCUCCAGUCCCCCAGUCACUAGGUACCAAGAUGAAGACUUCUAGAGCUGUGGGAAUCCAAGCUUCACCCAAUGAGAUUCAACUGAAUGUAGCACCAGUUAAGUCUAGCAAAGGCAUGCCCUCACGUCCAAAGCGAGCUUCAUCUCCUUCAAGACCAGGGCUAGGAAUUUCUAAAGGGCACCAACGAUCUGCUGGAAGGGAAAGACCAUUACCCGAUGAUUACGUCGAAUUCCUGAGAACUGGGAACAGGGCAGAGCCACAGGUUGUUGUAAGAGCUGCGCCGGAACCUUUACCUCCAAUAUCUACAAAUGAGAGACUUGUUACAUCACCAAAAUCUCCAUACAGUGGAAGAGUACAAGUGAGUAGUCGGCAUUCCUCUCAGGGGGUACCUACAACCAUUUACACGGUAGGCCCUGAAGGAGAUGGCCCCCCAGCACUAGAUGAUGUUGGAAAAAUUAUUGUUUCACCGCUAAGUUCACCCGAGAAGGGAUGGCGACACAGGCAGCAAUCGCAACAACAAAAUGGACCUGACUAAAUACAAUAAAAUAAAUGUGUUCAUGGUGCUUUUACCAAAGUGUGUUAAAAAAGCAGAAUUUUAUGCCAACAAAUAGAUCAUGUACAUUCUUUACCUGUAAAUAGUGUGUAUAGCUUUUAAUCCUAAUAAUCUUAUCUGUUUUUUAUGAAGUAGUUCUCCAGAUUUGAUCAAGUGUAACAUAAUGUACAGUAAUAUAUGAUGUUAAAUCAAAGUUUGACAAUUUCAUCUGGUAGUAGGGCAGACUGACUGUAAAUGUUUUUCGAACUCCAUGCUAAUACAGUUGUUGCUCUGUUAUGUGUGAAAGAUAGCAAAAAAACUGUUUAUGAUGGUACUUUAGGCUGAAAAGAGUGUCUAAAAUGAAAAGCUAUGUUCAAAUAUACUAUUGUUAAGUGUUUGUACAAGAAUGAAGUCAAGUAAGUUAUUGUGAAAAAAAAUGUUGUGUACAUAAAAACUGCUCAGUUACUUGCAGCAUAAAUAUUAUAGUGGUAUAGAAUACAAUCAAUUUUUGUUUUAAAUUCUGUGGUAAGUUUGUGAUCAACUCUGACAAAAGAAUCAUGAGUGUUUUUGACACCCAGUCCUUCUUGAAGUUGUAUUAAAAAAAAUUGAAGUUAUCCUG
Orbicella faveolata is the source of this 1935-nucleotide messenger RNA. RefSeq lists its product as uncharacterized. The record is from RefSeq and is a predicted model, not a curated record. Lineage: Eukaryota; Metazoa; Cnidaria; Anthozoa; Scleractinia; Merulinidae.